AAGACAGCUGCCUUGCUUCUGAGGGAGGAUUUGCACAGUAGAGCAUACAUGAUACUUCUGGGCAAGACAGAAGAAACUCUGGAACCUUUUGGGAUUUUUCCCAAGCCUUCAGUAUGCCAUCAAUGAUGUUUGCCAGGAGCAGCAGUGCUGACAAACUAUGGGAAGUCCUGCUAAAACAUAAGGUUUCUUUAUCUCUCAUUUUGCUUCAUUUGUGUCUGGCUUCUUCAGGUAGAGCUGAAAAUGGUUCCUUAGGACGAUACAGAGCUGUGUUUAAUACUUCAUGUGAUGAUGUCUGGACUUUGUCACCUGGAAUUUCUGUGCCUGCACUUACUAACUUCACAGCCUGUGUUUAUCUUAAACUGUACAGUCUAAAACAUUCUUGGACAGCCUUCAUCUACAAUAAGGUACCUGAUGGCAAUGCAUCAGCAUCAAACCACUAUGAACUUGGACUUACAGGGGGACAUGACAAAUUGACAGUAUGGAUAUUUGGUAAAGAAAUAACCUGGUCAGAAAAACUGGAUGAAAACACCUGGUACCAAAUAUGCAUAAGAUGGAAAAAUGAUGAACAAGAAGUUAGUGUAUAUAUAAAUGAUGAAAGAAAGAAAACUGAAAAAAUAUCUAAAUCUAGGCACCUCCUUGCAGAUGGGCAGCUUUUACUUGGUUGUUCACAAAUUCCUGGAACGUCGUCAUCUUCUCCAGAAGGGAUGGUUGGUGAACUUUACAUGUUCAGAAUGUGGGCAAAUGGAGGUAUAAAUUAUACACAAGACUGCCGAGAUGGCACCAUUAUACGCUGGAGGAAGGACAACUGGGUCUUUAAUAAGACAGCAGAAUACAGCAGAUCUUUGCCUUGUGCCAAUGCUGUUGAUCUUUCAUUAAGAAGUAGAAAAACUUCAAGCACACCAGCAGACUCCUCCAUUGUCACUUUUGUCACCUACCCUAAUGGUGCUUCAGAUUCAUCUUCAGAUGAAACCGUUAAUCCUGCAGAAGCAACUAGUGGGAUACCACUCUCAUCAGCAACAGCUGGAACAACUAAUCAACAGGGACUUUUCUCAGUGACAACUGGGAUGGAACAUUUCUCUGAAAUAACUACAACAGGGAUCCAACAGCUCUCAUCAAUUACUGGAGCAUCUAGUGGGCCGGUACCAUUAUCAGUAACAGAAGGUACAACUAGUGGACUACAACAUUCCUCAAUGACUAUUAGGAUGAAAAGUUUCUCAGACUCAGCUGAUACAACUAGUGGGACUAAACAUUUCUUAGCAACAACUGGGACAGAAACUUUCCCAGAAACAACUGCUAUAGACACAAUAAUGAAUACAGGAGAAGGUGGUUCAUCAGCUUCUACUAAUGUGGUUGGAACAAAGGGUUUAGAUAAUAAUGUUUGUAACUUAUCGGCCCUCUGUAAUGACACAGUCUUCUACAUGGGCACUAAAAACUUUCAGACCAAUGACAACAACUCCGAUACUUCAUACAACCUAAAAGUACAUUAUCAUGACACCAGUCAGUACCAAUUAAAAGCUUCUUCAACUGCACUGCCAGAAAUGAAAAUUUCAGAAUUCAACAAAACACUUCAGAGGUUAAGUCAGUCAUAUCUUCUGCAAUGUAAUAAAGUGGACCAGAGUAGUACAUCAGAAUGCAGUUUCAUAAUAAAGCUGCAGAAAAAUAUGAAUAUUAGUGCCAUCUUGUCCUAUUUGAAAGAAAAAGCAGAAAUUGGCCAAGCUGAGUCAUGCUGUUGUUCAUCUUUGGAUCGUCACUUUUGUCCUUCAACGGUUGAAGAGCUGAGACUACUGCAGUGUGGUAUGCAUGAAACAGUUGCCUGCAGUGGCUCUAGUACUCAAUACGUACCAGUUUCACCUGCGACUCCUUCCACUGUUGUAACUCAGUAUAAUGCUCCUUCCUAUGAACAAGACUCCGUCUCUCCCACUCCCCUGACAGAGAUGACAACGGCAGAUAUUUCUAGUGGACCUGCUACUCAGAGUACAAAUACAUUUCUGCCUACAUCUGCACCACCUACAAAGUCUGAUGAUGCAGUUACUUCUACCACUUCUUUUGAAACAACUAACUCAUUCUCUUCAACAACAUCAUCUAUCAAAUCUACUACUACUUCUGUAGAGUAUUCUAGCACACCACUCACUGCAGUGUCUACAAUGAACAUUUCUGUUGAUGUGCCUUUGACCCCUGACAAAAAUGGAAGUCUUAAUAAACCCAACACAGAACAUGUAUCACAAAAUCGCUUGAAUGAUACUGAUCCUAGUAAUGCUACAGAUUUUGAGAAAAUAGUUUCUCAGCUGGAGAACAACUUGACUGCUGAAAGUAUAGCUCCAUCUUUUGCAAAAUCAAUGGUGGAUAGUGUUAGUUUUCUCCUGGAUAAGCAUCAUUUACAGAUCUCCUCAAUGUCUAAAAGAAUAAUACAAAUAGUGGAUGCAAUUGGCUUAAAACUGAACUUCUCGACAGAAUCAAUUAGUUUGACUUCCCCUUCCUUGGCACUGGCAGUCAUGAAAGUCAACAGCACCUCCUUUCACGGUGUUUCUUUUGCUGUAGAAGAUUCCUCAGACCUUCAGGUUGUUCUUGGAACUCAAGUACCUAGAAACAGUGUUGGAGCCAUAAGAGUUCCAUCAUCAGUGAUAACAAAUUUGUCUCCUGGAGAUAAGCAUCAGGCUUCUAGAAUUACCUUUAACUUCUUUGAGAAGACAACUCUCUUCCAGGAUCCUUCACUGAAAAAUGUGUCACUGAUCAGCCAUGUUAUAUCAUCAAGUGUUGCUAACCUCUCAAUUACCAACUUGAAGAAAAAUGUUACAGUCACCCUGCAAAAUGCUGGACCCAGUCAGGAGAAUUCAACUGUCAGAUGUGCCUUUUGGGACUUCAGUAAAAAUGGUGGGAAUGGAGGCUGGGCCUAUGAUGGGUGCACAGUUAAAGAGAGAAGAACAAAUGAAACAGUCUGUAGCUGCAACCACCUCACUAGUUUUGGCGUUUUACUGGAUUUAUCUAGAAGUGCCCCUCCAUCUCCUAUCCAAGUGCUAAUUCUAACCUUCAUCACAUACAUAGGCUGUGGCCUUUCCGCCAUUUUUCUUUCUGUUACUCUUGUUACAUAUAUUGCGUUUGAGAAAAUCCGAAGAGAUUAUCCUUCUAAAAUCCUUAUUCAACUCUGUGUUGCAUUACUUUUACUGAACCUAGUGUUUCUUCUGGAUUCCUGGAUUGCACUAUAUAAUAUCCGAGGAUUGUGCAUUUCAGUUGCUGUGUUUCUUCACUAUUUCCUUUUGGUUUCUUUCACCUGGAUGGGACUUGAAGCUUUUCACAUGUAUCUUGCUCUUGUCAAAGUAUUCAACACCUAUGUCAGGAAAUACAUCCUAAAGUUCUGCAUUGUUGGAUGGGGGGUACCAGCAGUAGUGAUAGCUAUUGUAUUGGCAAUAUCUCCAGAUAACUAUGGACUUGGAUCAUAUGGAAAGUUUCCCAAUGGCUCACCUGAUGAAUUCUGCUGGAUUAACAACAAUAUUGUCUUUUACAUCACUGUGGUGGGAUACUUCUGCAUGAUAUUCUUGCUGAAUAUCAGCAUGUUUAUAGUAGUGCUGAUUCAGCUUUGCCGAAUCAAAAAGAAGAAGCAACUUGGUGCCCAGCGGAAAACCAGUAUUCAAGAUCUCAGGAGUGUUGCUGGCCUUACUUUCUUACUGGGAAUUACUUGGGGAUUUGCCUUUUUCGCAUGGGGUCCUGUAAAUCUUGUAUUUAUGUAUCUCUUUGCCAUCUUUAACACCUUGCAAGGAUUCUUCAUUUUUAUUUUCUACUGUGUUGCAAAGGAGAACGUUCGGAAACAAUGGAGAAGGUAUCUGUGUUGCGGGAAAUAUAGGCUGGCUGAAAAUUCUGACUGGAGUAGAACGGCUACUAAUGGUUUAAAAAAGCAGAAUGUUAACCAGGGUGUGUCCAGUUCUUCCCAUUCCUUACAAUCAAAUAGUAACUCUACCAAUUCCACCUCAAUGCUAAUGAAUAAUGAUUAUUCAGUGCAUGCAAAUGGGAAUGGUAAUGUGUCUAGUGAAAAGAACGGUGUUUCUUUCAAUGUACAGAAUGGCGAUGUGCGACUUCCUGACUUCUCAGCAAAACAGCUUACAUUUCAAGAGAACAAUGACACAGGACACAAAAAAUCUUGCAUUUCAUUGCGAAGGACUUCAAAGAGGGGGAGCCUGCACUUCAUUGAACCUAUGUGACAUUUAAAAAAUAAAAUAAAAUAUUCCUAUUGUUUCACAAAGUGGCAUGCAGGUUUAUUUUAACUGUUUAAUAUAAUGUGAGAAGACCAAAUUGUGAAAAGACUAAAAAAGACAUUUAAUAUACAAUAGCAAAGCUUUAAGGCAACAUCAGUUUGUCAAAUAGUUUGUAUUAUUCUUUCUUUUAAUGUCAUUGGUAUUAAUUGAAAAGGUACUUUGGAUAUAGCAUUAUGGUUGGAAAACAUGACCAGCAUAAUUUGAGUUUUAGAAAACCCUUUUACAAUUUGAACUUGUGGCUGAAAACUAGGAAUAACUCAGAACUUUAUGCAGUAAUGUUGUAUUAACAUAGAAAAGCUAAAUAUUGAAAGUGAUACUUAAAUUGCCUUUCAAAAUAAUGUGAUGCCUAUGUCUUCCUUUUAAUAGGACACAGUAACAGACAUCAUAGUAUUGUAUAUAGUCUAAACAACAUCUACCCUCAGUUAUCUGAUAAUUUUAUAUUUAUUUCUUGUAAAUUAAAUUUAAUAUUUCUUUGUAUAGAAAAAAAAUAGUUGUCUGGACUCUUGAAGCUUUAUUUUAAUUAUACGUGUGUACAAAGUUAAUUAUUCCAGUUAACUUAUUGGUGUUUACAUAGAACGUUUGCCUUGUAUGCAAAAUGAUAUUAAACAGUUCCCCUACACCUUGGGAAGAAGAUCAAAAUGUAAAUAUAACUCCUGUCACCAAAGAAGCUCUAACUCCUUGAAGGUUGAUUAUGUUUAUUGUCAACAGUCAUGCAUUCCAUAGCAUAUGCAAGGCUGAGAAGAAAACAGUCUAUCCACUCAGCAGACAGCCAUGCACAUGAGCUGUCCAGGAAUGGAAUCAGGAUGCAGCGGGGAGAUGAAGCAUCAUUUUGAUAAUCAAGUAUCCACCCAUUCGCAGAUCUGGCUUUCAGUACAUCUGUGUGUGUCAGACUCAUUUUAUCUACGUACUGCUUGUGUAACAUAGAACUGUCUUGUUCAUUUCAAUACAGUAUUUACAUUGUACCUCAGUGGCUUUAAAAUUACAAACAACCUAGGUAGAAAUGUACCUGUUAAAUAAUGUGAGUUGCUUAAUAAGUAAGCAUCCACCUAAAUUGCUGUUAUUGUUAGUUAUCAUAAGCACCUAAUAUUACCUAGGUGAUGUACAAAGAUGAAAUCAAACAAGAUUUUAU
Messenger RNA from Sceloporus undulatus (fence lizard), 5376 nucleotides. It is a transcript of the gene ADGRG2, whose product is annotated as adhesion G protein-coupled receptor G2. Gene Ontology annotation, cellular component: membrane. The transcript has 34 exons. NCBI's taxonomy places the organism in Eukaryota, Metazoa, Chordata, Lepidosauria, Squamata, Phrynosomatidae. Gene Ontology annotation, molecular function: G protein-coupled receptor activity. The record is from RefSeq and is a predicted model, not a curated record. The coding region runs from base 114 to 4193 and encodes 1359 amino acids. Gene Ontology annotation, biological process: adenylate cyclase-activating G protein-coupled receptor signaling pathway; cell surface receptor signaling pathway.